Ilex paraguariensis (yerba mate) is the source of this 496-nucleotide messenger RNA. The record is from the annotation of a GenBank genome assembly. NCBI's taxonomy places the organism in Eukaryota, Viridiplantae, Streptophyta, Magnoliopsida, Aquifoliales, Aquifoliaceae.
GGUUUGAUCUCUCUCUCUCUCUCUCUCUCUCUCUCUCUCUCCUUUAAGAUUAGAUUCCAACUGAUUCAUUAAGAUGGAGUCAGGAUCUCCACCAAGGCCAAUCUGUUGCUUUUGGUACUCUUCACCAAAGAAUCACAGAAAGAAGAGCAAGGGAACUGCUUGUCUUUCAAAGUUUGACAUUGAAGACAAUGGUAAUUGGGGAAGAAAUGGAGAAAUUCUUUCGGAUAUGAGUACUUUUUCAGUGGAAGAACAAGAGCGAAGGUUGAAGAAGGCGAUGGCGGAGGAAAAGAGAGUUUGUAGGGAGGCUGAGAGGGUGGUGGAAUGGGUGAAGCAAGAAUCAGCAAGGUUGGAUGUUUCUGCAAUCAAAAAUAUUGUAAGGCAAGAGGAUGAAACUAUUAAGUAAUUCCUUCUUCAUCAUGCACUCCUGCUCUUUCACCGGAAACAUGCUCUCGGAGUAAAUAUUCUUGUCCAUGCCCCAAUCUCCAUAGUAGUAAUU